AUGGAAAGUGACAUCAAUUACACUAUAGAAGGCUACAAUUUUGAUCUUGAAGCAUUCUUAGCACCAACUCAACCAUCAUUAACUCAACCAUCAUCAGAAUCAUCGAGAUCUACUCCACUCUCGACAGAAACAAUCACAAAUACAUCUUCACAAAGUCUACCUCAACCUCAACAGCAACAACAACCAAAAAAAAAAACUUUUGCAAGAGCUUGUGAUUCGUGUUCUGUCAGAAAAGUCAAAUGCGAUUUAAAAGUUCCUUGCAAUAGAUGUUUAACCCAUUCCUUAAAAUGUACAAAUAAUAGAAUUAAAAAGAAAUGUGGUCCUAAAAAGAUUCAUGAAAAAACAAGAGAUGCUAUAAAUCAACUAGCUGUAACUACUGCUUUAGCUAAUGAUGAAUUUGUUCCCUUAAUACCACUAGAAAAACUAUUACCUUGUUUGAAUGUUUAUCAAGUUUGGUAUUAUGGUAUAUGGCCCGUUAUAUCAGUUGCUGAAUUAAUUUCAAGAUCAGAUCCAGAUGCUUACGCAUUAUCAUGUGCUGUAUGUGCAACUAUAACUAAUCAAGUAAGUUUCAUAACAAAUCAAAAAUAUAUUCCACAAGAUAUCAUCAAUAUAGAUUUUGCAUCAGAAGCUAUAAGAGUCAAGAAAUUGCAACCAACAUUAGAAUCAAUUUUAACUUCAUUUUUUUUACAUAUUGCAAUAACAUGUAAACAUAGAGGACCCGAGGCGAUAUGUUAUUUAAGAGAAGCUAUAACUUUAGCUCAAAUGAUGGGAUUGGAUAAACCUGAGAAUUAUGUUGUAUCAACUGCUGAAGUACAUAGAAUGAGAAAGAUAUAUUAUUUAUUGUUAGUUACUGAAAGAUUCUUGUGUUUAGAACAAUCAAUUCCAGUAUUAUUAGAGCCCUCAAUUCCAUUUCCUUCAUUAAAUCAUGAAGAAUAUUCAGUUUUAUUAAGUGGAUUUAGAGAAUUAAUUAAAAUAUUUGCUAUUCCCAACAAAUCAAUAUUUGAACAGUUCAGAAGUAUAAAAAAUAAUGAAGAAUCGUUAAGGUUGAUAUGUACAAUUCAAAAUCAACUCAAACAAAUUGAAAUAUUAAAAGCCGCUCCAGAUAUACAGAAAGCCAAUAUUCUUCUAAGCAAAUACUGGAUGUCGAUUUUAACCUGGAAUAUAGCAAAUGAAAAUAACAUGCUUAAUGGAAUAGGUUGUUUAUCAAAUGAAUUUCCAAUAACAAUGUCGAAAGAGUUUUGUCAGGUAUCAAAAAACUUGCCAUUAAAUUCUUUCCAAUUCAAUGGAUCAGGGGUUAGUUUUAAAUUAAUUACGAUAGCUAAAGCCUUGAUAAAAUCGAUAAAAUUGACUCAAGAUUAUUCAGGUUAUGAAUAUUUCAAACAUAUUUCAAAUAUUUUAUCACAUUUACGAAUAGAUUUAACUUCUUCAAAUUUUGCAAAUACCUCUACUACUGAUUUAUUGCUAACUGAAGAGGAGAUUUUCAUUUAG
Messenger RNA from Lodderomyces jiufengensis, 1488 nucleotides. RefSeq names its product transcription factor (gene SUC1). The transcript has a single exon. Gene Ontology annotation, molecular function: DNA-binding transcription factor activity, RNA polymerase II-specific; zinc ion binding. Lineage: Eukaryota; Fungi; Ascomycota; Pichiomycetes; Serinales; Debaryomycetaceae. Gene Ontology annotation, biological process: regulation of DNA-templated transcription. The coding region runs from base 1 to 1488 and encodes 495 amino acids. The record is from RefSeq and is a predicted model, not a curated record.